AUGAGCCUUGACAAAUCGAUUUACGGGAGCCCGGGCAGAUCCCAUGUCCAGUCUUUUCGCAGCUCCAACCAGUCAAUCCCCGAUGUCCAGCUUGCUCUGGCAGGUCUUUCGGGAGCAGAGGAAGAUCCGAGACGGGCAGUCAAAAACUUUCCGCACCGGGGCCAAGAUUCAGAGGAGGAAGAGAAGAGAUAUCAGUCCGAGCCUGAGAGGCGCCGGCGGAAGUCGACACGCCGGGAUGACGAUCGCAAGGGCCACCUGGAUGUGAUGCUGCGUGCGACUGAGCAAUUCCUGGCUCAAGGAGACAUCUCGAAAGCAGCCAAAGCCUUUGCAAUCGUCCUCCAGCUGCGGCCUCGGGCUCAGCCCAUCGACAUUCGGCUGCACAACCUUUGGUCAAUCGGGUCGGAGAUUCUCAUGCGGCAGAGAGAGCAGCUGCAAGGGAUUGACCAGCAGUACGCAGAGCCAUCAUCCUCACAGAGCGCAUUUGCUGGCGGCGGUAGCAGUGGGAAGCGAGUGGCUGCACCUUGCUGGGGCUCUUCUGCCAAUCUGAGCGAGAUCAAGUCCUACUACGAGAUCUUGAUCCGUCAGUUCGCAUACGAUCCAAAGCAGCCGAACAAGCCGUCGGCACUCGACUUUUGGCUGGCCUUGCUGAGCUGUGAGCUCAGCACCAUCUACGCGGAGCAUCUGAGAAGCAUUGCUCGAUUGGAGGCUGAUAUACGACUACAAAACGCGGACUCUGCGCCUCACGACACUGCCAUGCUAACGUCGCCAAGUACACUUGACUUUUUCGCUAGACGGCCCGGCUAUGAAGUUGGCGACUCUGGGCCGCAAUACGAGACAAAAGAAGACUGGGUAAGAUCCCGGAGAGAUGCCAUUUCUCAGCGCACUCUUACUGGUUUACGGGAUAUCAACCACAGAAUGGAGAAACUCAUGGAUCAGCCGCCUUAUUCUCAGAACGAGCACUUUUUGCGGCUCAGGGAGAUCACGACGCUUCUCUCGAGGGACCUCACCUCAUCAAGCUUGAGCAGCUCGAGGUUUUACAUGGCAACCUGA
Molecule: messenger RNA, 1050 nt
Organism: Trichoderma citrinoviride
Lineage: Eukaryota; Fungi; Ascomycota; Sordariomycetes; Hypocreales; Hypocreaceae
Exons: 1
Coding region: 1-1050 (349 amino acids)
Biological process (GO): nucleolar large rRNA transcription by RNA polymerase I
Cellular component (GO): RNA polymerase I core factor complex
Molecular function (GO): TBP-class protein binding; RNA polymerase I core promoter sequence-specific DNA binding
Source: RefSeq, a predicted model, not a curated record